This is a messenger RNA of Malaclemys terrapin pileata, 5964 nucleotides long. It is a transcript of the gene ADHFE1, whose product is annotated as alcohol dehydrogenase iron containing 1. Gene Ontology annotation, molecular function: alcohol dehydrogenase (NAD+) activity; metal ion binding. NCBI's taxonomy places the organism in Eukaryota, Metazoa, Chordata, Testudines, Emydidae. Bases 1393 to 2652 code for a protein of 419 amino acids. Gene Ontology annotation, cellular component: mitochondrion. The record is from RefSeq and is a predicted model, not a curated record. The transcript has 14 exons.
GGUUGGAUGGGGCAGGAGUCCUGGGGGGGCCUGACCCCCUCCUCUAACCGGCCCUCCGUACAAUUUACAAAACCUGAUGCAGCCCUCCGGCCAAAAAGUUUGCCCGCCCCUGUUCUAAGGUACCACAAAUAUUCCUCGUUUUAUCCUGAAUAUUCACUAGCCAUUAAGUUCCAUUGUUUUUUACCAAACAGUGUCUACAAAUACUUUCCCCUCAACUUUCACUCUUGACUUGUUACCAUUAGUCUUUGAAUUCUAAUAGUAGAGGCAUUUUAGAGGCUUAUUUUUUUCUGCCUAAAAAAACCUUUUGAAAACUGCAUGUGUCUCAUUUAUCACAGAGAUGAAAAACUUACAAGCCCACUGUCUUUUCCUUUUGAAAGUAGAGAGAGGCCUGAACCAAAAUCUUCAGAUCAGUGUUUGCUGUUUGAACUCUAGCCCUGGUUUGCUACUAAAACUGAGAAAGUUAUGGCCUUAUUAACAGGUUCAGCUACUUGUAGGGAAGUGUUUUCUGAUGUGUGGGGAGAGACUGGAAUUAAGUGAUAUAUUUUAAUGUUUAAAUGAGGUAAUAGGAACUCUAGUUCCCCCAACUUCCUUGUUUCCACAAGGAAUGUUACUUGCUUUUUUAUGAAUUUGCUCUUUAAUUGAAAAAUCAAGUGAAAGCUCAUACUGGAAGGGUUUACAUACUUCAAAACAUUAACACUAUCUGAAAAAGUUGUUACUCCUAAGAUUACAGAUUCUCAGUUCACAUGCUUUGGACACAAGCCAGUCAGAUGUUACAUAGGCCCAGCUUUUCUUAGCAAAAGUAUUGUGGGUGAGGAAAAGAGAGAGUGGGGUUGGAGAGAGCUGAAGGCUGGGAUGGGGGUUGGAUGAGACUGAGAUUUGAAGGAUUGAGUAAUGGAGCAUCUUCUGCAUGUAACUUAUGUAAACAUCGCAUAUACUCAAUGGUUUUGCUCUAAGUACCAUCAUUCUGGUGUCAAGUGGUUGGAACUGAGUGUCCCUACUUUCCAACUUGCCACCUGUUGUAGAGUUCAUUUGACGUAGUUAUUGAAGCUAUGCCAUUGGCGGGACAACAGGUGAGUCAGCACUCGUAGCCCCAUGUAAAAGGGACAACUGUUUCAAACCCAGGUUUAAACUCUAGUCCAGUGUUUCUCAACCAGGGAUAUGUGCAGAGGUCUUCCAAGGGGUACAACUCAUUAAAUAUUUGCUUAGUUUUACAACAAGCUACAUAAGAAGCACUAGUGAAGUCAGUACAAACUAAAAUUUCAUACAGACAAUGACUUGUUCAAAGUGCUCUAUAUACUACACACUGAAAUAUGCCAGUGUCCCGCUCAUUCCCACACUUACUCUCAAGCUCCUGAACAUGCUGCUUUGAGGAGAACAGACUAUGCUUUUGAGAUGGCUGUGUCAAAUAUCAGAUAUGGAGAAGGUGUUACUAAAGAAGUAGGCAUGGACCUGCAGAAUCUGGGUGCUAGAAAAGUUUGUGUGAUGACAGAUAAGAACCUCUGCCAGCUCCCUCCAGUAAAAGCAGUAUUGAAUUCCUUGACAAAAAAUGGAAUCACUUUUCAAAUGUAUGAUGAUGUCCGGGUGGAGCCAACGGAUCAGAGUUUCAUGGAUGCCAUCACAUUUGCUAAAAAGGGGGAGUUUGAUGCCUAUGUUGCUGUGGGCGGUGGUUCUGUAAUAGACACUUGUAAAGCUGCCAACCUGUAUUCAUCCAGUCCUGAAUCAGAUUUCUUAGAUUACGUCAAUGCUCCCAUUGGAAAAGGAAAGUCUGUUACUGUGCCUCUCAAGCCAUUCAUUGCAGUUCCCACGACAGCUGGAACUGGAAGUGAAACCACUGGCAUUGCCAUUUUUGAUUACAAAGAACUAAAAGUAAAAACUGGCAUUGCUUCUAGAGCCAUUAAGCCCACAUUGGGUAUGAUUGAUCCUUUGCAUACAAUCCAUAUGCCAGAGCGAGUAGUGGCCAACAGUGGCUUUGAUGUGCUUUGCCACGCACUAGAAGCGUACACUGCUCUUCCUUACAAGAUGCGCAGUCCCUGCCCUUCAAAUCCAAUCAACCGGCCUGCUUACCAAGGCAGCAACCCUAUCAGUGAUGUCUGGGCUGUCCACGCACUGCGCCUUGUGGCAAAGUAUUUGAAAAGAGCUGUCAGAAUGCCAGAUGAUCAUGAAGCAAGGGCUAACAUGCACCUAGCAAGUGCUUUUGCUGGCAUCGGCUUUGGCAACGCUGGUGUUCAUCUUUGCCAUGGAAUGUCUUACCCUAUUUCUGGUUUGGUGAAGAGUUACAAAGCAAAGGAUUAUAACGUUGAUCAUCCUCUGGUGCCACAUGGUCUUUCUGUGGUACUCACCUCCCCCACAGUAUUUACUUUCACAGCAGAGAUGUGCCCCGAACGGCACUUGGAGGCUGCAGAGAUACUAGGAGCUGACAUCCGCACUGCCAAAAUCAAAGAUGCUGGGCUUAUUUUGGCAGACACGCUCCGGAAAUUCUUAUUUGAUCUGAAUGUUGAUGAUGGCUUAGCUGCAAUUGGUUAUUCUAAAGCAGAUAUCCCUGCUUUAGUGAAAGGCACUCUCCCUCAGGAAAGAGUGACUAAACUAUCACCUCGUCCCCAGACCGAAGAAGAGCUAUCUGCCCUGUUUGAGGCAUCCAUGAAACUUUAUUAGUUUAAAUAUAUUGCAUGUUCUUUAAUAAUAAAAACUAACAUGGAGGUAAUUUUCCACAGACAUGGUCUAAACCAGUUCAGAUAAUGAAGGAACAUGGAACUCUGAUGCUUGUAUUUUACUAUCUACUGCCAAAAGGUCAGGUAAUUCAUGUUCAGUUCAACACUGUUUUUGUGAUUUAGGGGCUGAUUGUGUAAUCAGAGGGACUACUCAUGUAAAGGUUGUUGGCUCAGAUCUUAAGCUUUGCAAAGGACUUUCUCUUGCUUGAGAGCUGGACAAAAAAUUGAGAUAAUUUGUCCUGGAAAUUUUUUUUAAAAUGUUCAGGGGAUGAAUUUUAUCUUGUAUUAUAAUUUUCUAUGACUAUUUUUGUCUUUUAAAAAAACCCAAAACUAUAAACUGUGUAGGAAAAACAGGCCACUCCUCCUCAGGCAAUAUUCUCAAACACAAAAUUUGAACCUGCUCAAUUCAGAAGGUUCACCUUAUGAUUUUUCUACUGUCUCAUUCAAUUUGGGGCCUGAUAUAAAGAUGGUUAACAUCAUGGGUAAAAAAAUAUAUAUAACUUUUUAACAAGUCUGGAAAAGGCUUCACAAAACUUUUGUUUCACAGUAUUUAUUUUUAAAGUGGCUUGCUAGGCAUUUUUGUCUUUUCAUUCAGAAGUUAUGCGUGGGAAUAAGUUUGCUUGUUCCAACAGGCUAACUGAUUACUUGUCAACUGAAAAAGCAAACUGGCAAAAGGGGGAUAAAAUUCAAAUGUAAGUAUUAAAAUCUUUUAAAACUUUCCUGGAUUUUUCACCCUCUGUUGAGCCCCUUUGGGGUAAUGAGAUUUGCUGCCUCACACAGCAGUCUUAUACAGAGAAUAUUGGAAAACAGGAAAAUUAUUUUGAAGAGAUUUUUAGUUAUUUCUGUUUUGUGGAGUUUUAAAUGAACCUAUUUACUGGUUUUCACAAAAACUCUGUGACUUUUAGUAUUGCUAUUUUAAUCAAUAUUUUAUCAAACUUUUUACCAAUUUUUUAUUUAUUGAAAGCCAUGUUGUCUUACUGAAAACUGGGUUUUCUGUAAAAGAAAAAUAUCAAUAAUUUUGAAAACAAUUUUGAUAAAAAUAGCAAUUAAAAAUGUUGCAGAAAGUUUUUUCACGCAAAAUAGAAAAUUUUGGUAAUGUUGACAAAUUUGUCAGAAAGUUUUCCAAAAAAGAUCAGUUUUCAAAAAUUUCUUAAGCAAAAAAUAUCAACCAUUAUAAGAUGUUUUCUCUGUACUAGACAGGGCAUUAAUGUCCGUCAUAGUCCCAGUUUGCUUCAGCAAAUUCUGGAAGUUGGCACAUGUCUAUAUCACAGAACAGAAGAGAGAGAAGGUUUUUUUUAAUUGAAAAUUAUUUCUAUUAGGCACAGAUUUCAUUGGCAUUGUACUGCAACACCGGCAGCAGUAUAUACAAUACUCAGACUGUAUUCAUGUAAAACAAAUUCUGAUGUCUUUUAAAUUCUGUUCAGGCACCAAUUUCAUGCAGUUGCCAUAGCACAAGCUCAGUGUAGGAAAAGCAUAACAUGCUAGUUAGUUCCUUUACUCAGUUACUUUUACUCUUUGCCUCGUUAUGAUUCUGUUCUGCAGCCGCCCCACAUGCAGCUCUUCCACUGAAGUAGAGGAAGGAUGUCUUGUACAUUUAUGACUAUUAAUCUUGGCUCAAUAAGACUGGUGCCUUCCAACCACAUGUUAGGACCUUAUGAUGUAAAUAUAUUGGAUGUGUGGUUUUUAGGUCCCUUUAGUGCUCGGUACAAGAUUGGAUGGAUAGCGAUGGAGACUGAAGGUCCUCUGUCUAUCCACUGAACGGGUAAAGCAUGGACAGUGGUUAUACAGACAGCUCUGCCAAUAUGCCUCAGCCUAUUCUGAGAAGCUAAUUCAUUUCCCCUGUCACUCCAUAUCCAUUACCUCCUUGCUCAUUCUAGUGAAAAUGCCAACAAGAGCCUCAAUUGUGAAAGCUGGUUUCACAACGUGUGGAUUUUAUUUUCUAUAUUACAUUGUUAUCUCAACAAAGACUCACCCUGCACUUUACCUUUUUAUUGCAUCUUUUAUAUAUAAUUUCUGUUCUCCCUCUCUGAAGUUUCAUCUUUGUGCAAUAGAAAUGGUACAGUGCACUGAGGAGACAAUUUUUGUGGGAAUCUAUCUUCUAGCCAAACACUUUGGAAUUGGAGGGGAUGUAGCUUCUUCCAAUUGAACAGCGGAUGAGUUUGUUAGGUAUGUUAUUUCUCCUGAGUGUUUUGAUGGGUAAGAUGGAAAGUGGGUCUUUCAUUCUAUCAUGGUUCUUAUUUACCAUUUAUAUUGGUAUGUGAGUAAUUAGUAGAAUGGCUUCACUACUAAUAGUACUUUACACUUACAUAUAACCUCUUUAAUUGAAGGAACUCAAAGCAAUUUACUAACAUUCGUGAAUUAAGCCUCACAACAGCCUGUGAGGUAAGCUAGUAUUAUUACCCCUAUUGUAUAGAUGAGGAGACUGAGGAACAGAGCAAUUAAGUGACUUGUCUAAGGCCACACAGGAAGCUUGUGGCAGAGUCGGAAAUAGAACCCAAGUCUCCUGACACCUAGUCUUACGCAUAUCCAUAAGACCAUCCUUCUACUACUAAUUUUUAGCCAGUGCUGAAAACUAUGUGAGAAGAAUCAAGAGAUGAAUCCAUCCCAUUCAAAUAAUAACAGUUUGACAGUGCUCGUGAUGUUAAAUCCAGAACGGGAUCCAGGAUACGAGUACAGUUUAUUGGCAGUUUUAUUUGCCACUGAGUUAGAGGUUUUUAAUGUAAUAAAAUAUACUAUUCCAUACCUGAAGGUCCACAUUUUCAAACAUGUGCACAUAUCUUUGUGCAGGUCCAGUUUGCACUCAUGAAUAUGGGACUUGUGCAUGUGUGGUUACAACUCGUGAACACCCAUUGGUUGGGCACGUGUAGAAAAUCUGAGCCACUUGUUCUUUAUCUGAUUUAUAAAAAUGUUAAUGCCUCAAAAUCUAAAGCCUUCCAUAAUGUAUCUUGUAUAGUUUGAAUGGUGCCUUUGGGAGCUAUUGCAAUACAAAUAAGUAAUGAUGCAUUUCCUACAAAUAUAAGCAUGUGAAAAUGUUUGAGAACCGAUUUAACUGUCAUGUUAACUUGAAUCUUGAAAUGUACCUGUGAAUCCAAACCAUUCAGAGGAAAUAAGCUUUCAUUAGCUUCGCUGGGCAGUAUGAUUAUUCCUGAUUAGAUGCUUACUCAAUGAGCUGACAGUAUGUUGACAAACCAUUGCAUUGUGAAUAAUUGAAAAGAAUGUCCAAUUUCCAAAAAUAAAGAGCAUCCUAUCUACUGUA